Psammomys obesus (fat sand rat) is the source of this 1956-nucleotide messenger RNA. It is a transcript of the gene Ccdc27, whose product is annotated as coiled-coil domain containing 27. The transcript has 12 exons. NCBI's taxonomy places the organism in Eukaryota, Metazoa, Chordata, Mammalia, Rodentia, Muridae. The coding region runs from base 1 to 1956 and encodes 651 amino acids. The record is from RefSeq and is a predicted model, not a curated record.
AUGAAGAAAGAGAACUCACUUGAGGAACACCAAGCACGAACUCCUCAGAUCAGCAAGGGCCUGGCCCUGCUUCAGAAGAUUGCUAGCCGGAUCAUCCAGGACCCUGACAAGAAGCUGCUGCAAGGAAGCGGUCACAGCCACUCUCAGAUGCUCAGCAAUGUGGCUCAGGCCCUCAGCAGCUACAAUGAAAAAGUGAGCGAGCUCAGGAAACGGCCUAACCCUGCCAGCUUUGUGACAGAAAUGGAAGAACUGAAAAAGGCCUUCUUCAUGCGGCCUGGAUGCCCCCAGUUCAGCACCAGGACCACAUCUGUGUCUCAUGUGGGUUCUUCCACCAUGGCUGAUCUGCCCAAGGACCCAUGUACCAGCCCUGGAACUUGGAGGACGACUGAUUACCAUCCCCUAGACAGGAUGUCCUCUGCCACCAGUGUGGAUGGGCGCUUCUUUUCAUCCAGCAAGAGUGCUUGUGAGCUCAACUACUCAAAGAAGAAGAGUGAGCCCCCAGGCACGAGUCCCUCCAGCAGCCCAGCCAUAGUCAAGAGGUCCCAGAGAAACAGAAUUCCCUGGUACAUCUCAGUCAUCCAUGAGAAGAAUCACUCCCUGUUCCUGCUGGGAGAGGAACUCCAACGUCUCUCAGAACUGGAGAUCCAGAUGCAGAAGAAAGACCAGGAGAUCCUGAUGCUGCAGAAGGAGAGGGAGACCCUCAAGAGGCAGCUGAAGAGCCUCCUCAGAAGCAAAGCCACAGAAACGUCUUCAGCUUCCAUCAAGACGGAACAGUCCUUUGACAUAUCAAUGAAGCUGGGCAGGAUGAGCAUGCUGAAGACCACGUACCAGGAAGAAGAGGGACAGAAGCCCUGGACACAGAUGCAGGAGGAAUAUAGCAUGGCAGACAGCAGCAAGGAGCUGCAUAUGGGACUAGGAAAAGAAGAGGAAAAGAGCUCCGAGGGGUCAUCCAUGGGGCCACUCAAGAAGGCUGUAUCUCCCAAACCGAGGCCCAGCACGGGCAAGAUCAGGACUGUGCUGAGGGAAGGCUUUGAGGAGGAGGAGGAAGAGGGGGAAGAGGAGGUGGAGGAGGAAGAGGAAGCAAAAGGAGCUGAGGAGGGAGAGAUGGUGCUAGAGGAGGAACAGGAGAUGUGGGAGCUGAAGGAGGAGGAGGAGGAGGAAGUGGUGGAAGAAGAGCAUCGCCCCAAGGCCUUCUCCCUGACGGAGUCCUUCGAGGAGGAGUUGAUGGCCCACCUGGAGGAGUAUGAGCACAUGCUGACGGACUAUCAGAAAGAGCUGGAAAUCACCAGGACUAGAUAUUCCCUGGCCACAGGAGCCAUCACAUCUUUACAACGGCAAAUCGAAUUCCAGGAAUCUCAGCUGCGAAAGGUCACCACAGAAAAUGAACUACUGGAAAAGGAACUCCGUGAACGGAAACAGCAGAUACAAGCCAUGACUGACAAGUUCUCCAGCCUCCGUGAGGAGAAGAAGCAUCAGGAGAUGAUGGGGCUCAUCGAGAAGGAAAACCUCUUCCUCCGACAGCAAGUGUCUGACUUGGAGGCAGAGGUCACCAAGGACGAGCAGGCCAUUGCAGAGCUUCACAACAAAACCAGGGAGCUGCAGGCUCAGGUUAACCAGGACAAGGACCAACUGAGGCGGUGGAAGGAACUGCAUGAUGACCUCCAGAGCCGGAAUGAGAUGAUCCAGCAAGCGGAACAACAGACCCGUGUGGUUCUGGAGGGUGCUCAGAUCAGGCUUGAGAGGAUGAGGAAUAAGAUCAUCCAGGCUGUCUACAGUGUUAGUGGGACCAAGAACUCGUCCAUUGAGCUGUCUGACAACUACAUCCUGGAUUCCCUACAGAAAAUCAUCACGGAGAGAAGUGACUUCUACAGCCAGCUGAAGCAAAAGGGCGUGAAGGUGCCCCCGCUGCAGCAGUCUGAUGUCUUCCUGUCCAAGACCAAGAAGGCCCCCAAAUGA